This is a messenger RNA of Aphanomyces astaci, 1612 nucleotides long. RefSeq lists its product as hypothetical. The coding region runs from base 408 to 1175 and encodes 255 amino acids. The transcript has a single exon. The record is from RefSeq and is a predicted model, not a curated record. NCBI's taxonomy places the organism in Eukaryota, Oomycota, Saprolegniomycetes, Saprolegniales, Verrucalvaceae.
CCAACUACUACUAUUAACAUUACUACUACUAAGUAACAGUAAUAAAGUCCAAUAUCUAUGCCCAAACGUAGUCCCUAUGAAAACAAGGAUGUGGGCUCCCAGUUCUUCUUGUCUUCGAACCACGGCGCGUGCCAAUUCACGUACAGAAUCGGUCGCCGGACGCCGUCGGCCUUGGCACCUCGUGCCGCCGUCGUGUUGGCCAGACCCAGGUGCAGCACUCGGCAGUCGAACACGACCACGUCCCCCAGACCCACGUGUGGGCGGAUCGUCUUGGCCAUGCACUCGUCCACGCCGCGCCCGUCCUCGGCCAUCAUCCGCGCGCACGUGGCGAGGCGGUGAGACUGGACCACGAACGCCGUCUGACCGGCGGCGAAUCCGCCUUCGUCUCCGCAGGCCGGCAAGAACACAUGCAGCAGAUGGGGAGGGGUGUCCAGUGUGUUGAAGAGGUGCGGAAUGUCGGCGUGGAUCUUCUGGUUGAAACAGCCGGGGGUGCUCACGAUGGCCCCGACGUCGCCGUGAACGAGUGGCUGGCGACUGCCCGGGCCACCGAAGCUAAAGUUCCAGAGGCCGUAGUUGCCGUCGUUGAGCGGCCCCCCGUCCGGCUGCGCCACGUCCUCCAAGAUGGCCAGCACGACCGGAUGCCGCGGGUUGAUGUCUCGACUGGUCCGGGCGGUGGGGGUCGGAUGGGUCGUCCGGAGUGCCGUGAGCCGCGGCGUGUGGCGCAGGUCGCAUCGAAACGCUUCCCUCGUCGCGAACUCAACAAAGUUGUGCCGCGGGGGCUUCUCGCCCGGGUUGAACACGUCCAUGUCAUGGCGGGCUUCCAAAGUGGCGGCGACGUCGGCAAAGUCGUCCAACGCGGCGGCGCCCCACGUCCGCACCGUGUCUGGAUCGAAGAGGCCGCGGAGGAUGACCACGCCGCAGUCCCGCAGGAUUUGAACCGCCCGAGCAUGCGACUCCACGGACAAGACGCCGUGCUGGCGCUCGCUGUACGUGCGACCGAUGGUGACGGCGUCGAUCCACUGACGCUCGACGUCCAACGCGAGGGACGUGGGCGGCUCCAUCCGGUAAUGCAAGGGGUUGGCGACACCCGCGCGUCGAGUGAGUGCGAAAUGCUGGCGACUGGAUGCGCCGAUGAUCGAUCCGGCACUGGAGAGGGAUUGGGAUGUGCUCCAUAGGUCAGAUGCCCAUUCAAUGGACGUACCCGCCGGAAUUUCGGUGAUGACAAGGCCCCCUGGCAGCACGCGGUCGUGUAGACGCUGGGCAAUCGUGGCAAAGUCGCCUAAAGCGGAGGAAAAUGCGACAAGGUCCACGACAACGUCCACGGGUUCGUUUUCGUCCUUGAUCAAUGUCCAGCCUGCGUCGACGAGUCGUUGUUCCAGAAGUGAUUGAACAUCAGCGCCGGCGAGGACGUAGCAUGCUGGAGGAAGCACCACAUCCUCAAUGCCAUGAGCUUUUUGACGGUGAGGGUGGCGGCGCGCCAUUUCAGUGAAGAUGCUUCCCACUACAAGCAUGGGAGUGCCUUGAUUCUCCACCUCAAUCGUUUCGUUCUCGUCAUCGUCGCUGUCAUCAAAGCAAGCCCAACCAUCUUUGGUUGCUGCCAUUUUCAAUUGGU